This is a messenger RNA of Orycteropus afer afer, 757 nucleotides long. It is a transcript of the gene PMCH, whose product is annotated as pro-melanin concentrating hormone. Gene Ontology annotation, molecular function: type 1 melanin-concentrating hormone receptor binding; melanin-concentrating hormone activity. Lineage: Eukaryota; Metazoa; Chordata; Mammalia; Tubulidentata; Orycteropodidae. The record is from RefSeq and is a predicted model, not a curated record. Gene Ontology annotation, biological process: chemical synaptic transmission; behavior.
UGACUGAGAAAUUUUUCUUCAUUUCAUACAUCUUUCUUUGACUCUAUGCAAACACCAAACUAAGACUGGCUAAAAUGAGUCUUUCAUCCUACAUAUUAAUACUAACCUUUUCUGUGUUUUCUCAAGGUAUUUUACUUUCAGCAAAGUCUGUAAGAAAUUUAGAAGACGACAUGGUAUUUAAUACAUUUAGGCUGGGGAAAGCCUUCCAGAAGGAAGAUAAUGCAGAAAAAUCAGUUGUUGCUCCUUCCCUGGAACAAUAUAAAAGUGAUGAGAACAGUUUCAUGAAUGAAGAGGAAAACAAAAAUUUCAAGAAUGCAGGCUCCAAACAUAAUUUCUUAAAUCAUGGUCUGCCACUGAAUCUGGCUAUAAAACCUUAUCUUGCCCUAAAAGGAUCGGUAGCUUUUCCAGCUGAGAGUGGAGUUCAGAAUACUGAAUCAACACAGGAAAAGAGAGAAAUUGGGGAUGAAGAAAACUCAGCUAAAUUUCCUAUAGGAAGGAGAGAUUUUGACAUGCUCAGGUGUAUGCUGGGAAGAGUCUACCGACCUUGUUGGCAAGUCUAAUACUUGUUGGUCCACAUCAUCUUUACAGAAGACAAAAUCACUGAAUUGCCAGUUAAGGAAAAAGCCUGUUAUGUUACUGUGACAUUAUUAUGUGACUAUGUAUUAUUUUACAUGUCUGUUUUAAAAUAAAUUAUUAUGUAAUACCAGUAAUGUAAAUGAAAUGCUUUAUCCGUGCAUUAAACUUUGAAAAUUCUGCA